This is a messenger RNA of Python bivittatus (Burmese python), 621 nucleotides long. RefSeq names its product pulmonary surfactant-associated protein A-like. Gene Ontology annotation, cellular component: multivesicular body. The record is from RefSeq and is a predicted model, not a curated record. Lineage: Eukaryota; Metazoa; Chordata; Lepidosauria; Squamata; Pythonidae.
AUGCUGUUACCCCAGCUGGUUCAUAUCCUUGCUAUAGCAGCUGCUUUGUUGGGAGCAGGCCAUGCGCAGAUAAGUUGUGUAGGACCCCAAGGACCUCCUGGAAAAAAUGGAUCUCCUGGCCCUCAAGGGCCAAGGGGCAAACCAGGCGAGAGAGGAGUUCCUGGUCCACCAGGUACGCCUGCAAGCCAGGAUCCCCAGUUAGAAAGCGACCUCAGAGAACUUCAGUGCAGAAUCACCAGAAUGGAAAGAGCUUUGACCUUGUAUGGAAAGAUUGCAAUUGCUGGUGAUAAGCUCUUUGCCUCUACCGGGAAGACAUCUGUGUUUGAGGAAACAGAAGCAACUUGCCAAGCAGCUCAUGGUUCCAUUGCAUCACCAAGAAACCUGAACGAGAACAAAGCAAUUCAGAGGAUUGUGGGACACUAUAAUACUUAUGCCUAUCUGGGCAUCAUUGAAAGCAAUGAUCCUGGGAAAUUCCAUUUCCGGAAUGGGGAUUCUUUGAAUUUUACCAACUGGUAUAAGAAUGAACCUUCAGGAUCUGAGAAAUGCGUGGAAAUGUACCGCGAUGGCACUUGGAAUGACAAAACGUGCGAUACAUAUCGCCUCACCGUCUGUGAAUUUUAA